AUGAAGGCCAGGGUCAGUGUUUAGGUCAAAGGUCAAGUCUUUCCAAAGCAGAUCAGCCCUUGAACUCUCUUCACUUUUAUCCCACUAACUCAGCCCAGCACACCAGGGAUAGCUUCUCAGGGGAACUCUCCUUUCCAUCUCUCCUCUUAAUUUCUCUCCUUCACCCCGAGAGAGAAAGAGAGUGAGAGAUUACUCUGGAAGAGAGGGGGUUGAGGAGGUGGGAGAAGGGGGGGGAGUUGAUACUACCCAUGAGGCCGGUUAAUGGGCAGUUUGGAAUGCAGGCGAGAAGACCCCGGUUGCUUUCUCCAUGGGAAUCCAUUUAUUUUAUAAAAAGAACAUACAGAGCUGCCUUUAAGAUCCGACUUGUGGGAAUCGCUCCUCCUCUGACUGUGGCCACGAUGCAGGGGGUUGGGUUCGUUUAGUUGGUGAGAGCACAAGAGAUGAGUCCUAUUGGAUUCAGCUGGCUCCUAUGGAGGCUAAACCCCGCGUGGAUUUGCACAAUGCGUACUUGUUUGGUUGCAGGUGUACAAAACAAAUCUACUGCCCCUCCCCCUCACAGGAGUAUGCUACGUGAUCUUACUUGUUUCCCAUGUAUAUGGGUGUCUUGUCUUGUGUGUGUGUGUGUGCGUGUGUGCAGACUCUGAGAGGUAAAGAAAUUCCCAUUGACGGCAGCAGCCGUAAAUCACUGUUAUGAUUCUACUGAUAGUGAAACCACUACCUUUCACAACCAAAUGGCUUUCAGGUUGUGAAUAAUUAAGCAGACUUUCGACUCAGUAUCUUACAGUAUCUUUCAAUGUACCAAGAUCUAUGCAGUAUCGUCAGUAAGUAUGGCCUCAUAUUUUUACCCAGAUAUAUAUAUAUAAUCUCACCCGCUCUCUCCCCCCUGUCCCCUUAAAGAAGAUGAGAGAUUGGGCACGCAGUACCACCACCACCACCACCGCGAGAGGCGCAAUGCCAUCAGCACCCAGGCCUCCACACCUGGCACCCCUGGCAGCAAGCUGGGUGAGGAGCCGUCCACGUCCACAGAAGAGCACCCCCCACUGGUAAAGAAAGAGCUGCACAGCUCGCUGCCCCACCUGGCGGACCACGGCCUGCCCUACUGUGGAACGCUGUUUGCCAUGGACCCCCGCAACGGAUACCUGGACUCCCACUACGGUGAGUACAGACAACAGACCUCAGUUUAA
This is a messenger RNA of Coregonus sp. 'balchen', 1184 nucleotides long. The record is from the annotation of a GenBank genome assembly. NCBI's taxonomy places the organism in Eukaryota, Metazoa, Chordata, Actinopteri, Salmoniformes, Salmonidae.